Messenger RNA from Didymodactylos carnosus, 375 nucleotides. Lineage: Eukaryota; Metazoa; Rotifera; Eurotatoria; Philodinida; Philodinidae. The record is from the annotation of a GenBank genome assembly.
AUGUUAUUACUUGGCCAACAAUGUAAAAGAUGUACAAAUAGUGGUUAUUAUGAUUAUUAUGAUCCGGAUGGUUAUUAUGAUCCAGAUAUUUAUUAUGGAUACUGUGAUCCGUAUGAUUAUUAUGACCCAGAUAGUUAUUAUGAUUAUGAUGGUCCAGGCGAUUAUUAUGAUCCAGAUGGUUAUCAAGACCCCGAUUUUGCAUCUUCAGAAAUGGAAAAUAUCGUUGAAAAUUUGUACCGGCGAAUAUCCGAAAUCUAUUAUGGUAAAGAAAGAAAAGUAAAAAUAAAUAAUGAACGUGAGGAUAAUUCAAAUGGUUCCCAUGAAAAAAGCUUAUGUCGAGCUUGCAAACUUGGUAUAUGUGAUCGCAAAGAUUAA